Messenger RNA from Esox lucius (northern pike), 1551 nucleotides. Lineage: Eukaryota; Metazoa; Chordata; Actinopteri; Esociformes; Esocidae. The record is from the annotation of a RefSeq genome assembly.
GUGGCAAUCACACGCUGAUUUUUCUCUACUAACCACAAAGAUAUUGGCACCCUUUAUUUAGUAUUUGGUGCUUGAGCCGGAAUAGUCGGCACAGCCUUAAGCCUUUUAAUCCGGGCCGAACUAAGCCAGCCAGGGGCUCUCUUAGGUGACGACCAGAUUUAUAAUGUUAUCGUUACAGCCCAUGCCUUUGUUAUAAUCUUUUUUAUAGUUAUACCCGUUAUAAUUGGGGGUUUUGGAAACUGAUUAAUUCCCCUAAUGAUUGGUGCCCCCGACAUGGCCUUCCCCCGCAUAAAUAAUAUAAGCUUCUGACUUCUCCCCCCCUCCUUUUUACUUCUCUUAGCCUCCUCAGGUGUUGAAGCUGGUGCUGGUACUGGCUGAACAGUUUAUCCGCCUUUGGCCGGAAACUUAGCACACGCAGGUGCUUCUGUAGACUUAACUAUUUUCUCUCUCCACCUGGCCGGAAUUUCUUCUAUUCUAGGAGCUAUUAAUUUUAUUACCACAAUUAUUAACAUAAAACCCCCCGCCAUCUCACAAUAUCAGACACCAUUAUUUGUUUGAGCAGUCCUGAUUACAGCUGUACUUCUACUUCUAUCUCUCCCAGUCCUAGCCGCUGGAAUUACCAUAUUGCUCACAGACCGAAAUUUAAACACCACAUUCUUUGACCCCGCUGGUGGUGGAGACCCUAUUCUAUACCAACACCUCUUCUGAUUCUUCGGACACCCGGAAGUCUACAUUCUUAUUCUACCAGGAUUUGGUAUAAUCUCUCACAUUGUAGCUUAUUAUUCUGGUAAAAAAGAACCAUUCGGCUACAUAGGCAUAGUAUGAGCAAUAAUGGCCAUUGGUCUCCUUGGCUUUAUUGUCUGAGCCCACCAUAUGUUUACUGUGGGAAUAGAUGUAGACACUCGCGCCUACUUCACCUCCGCCACAAUAAUUAUUGCCAUCCCAACAGGAGUUAAAGUUUUCAGCUGAUUAGCCACUCUACAUGGCGGCUCAAUUAAAUGAGAAACCCCCCUUCUUUGAGCCCUUGGCUUUAUUUUCCUUUUUACAGUGGGAGGACUCACAGGCAUUGUUCUUGCUAACUCUUCUCUUGAUAUUGUUCUCCAUGACACUUAUUAUGUAGUAGCACACUUCCACUACGUCCUCUCUAUGGGAGCUGUCUUCGCUAUUAUGGGAGCAUUUGUUCACUGAUUCCCCUUGUUCUCCGGCUACACUAUACAUACCACUUGAACUAAAAUCCACUUUGGGAUUAUAUUUGUAGGAGUUAACCUAACUUUCUUCCCUCAACACUUCUUAGGCCUGGCGGGUAUACCACGACGAUACUCUGACUAUCCUGAUGCCUACACCCUUUGAAACACUAUUUCUUCAAUCGGCUCCCUUAUCUCCUUAGUAGCAGUUAUUAUGUUUCUUUUCAUCCUUUGGGAAGCAUUUACCGCUAAACGAGAGGUUAUAUCAGUUGAAAUAACUUCAACUAACGUGGAGUGACUCCAUGGGUGCCCCCCACCCCACCACACAUUUGAAGAGCCAGCAUUUGUUCAAGUACAAACAAAUUAA